Messenger RNA from Priapulus caudatus, 669 nucleotides. Its product is annotated as glycine receptor subunit alpha-1-like. The record is from RefSeq and is a predicted model, not a curated record. Gene Ontology annotation, biological process: chemical synaptic transmission; regulation of membrane potential; chloride transmembrane transport. The transcript has 3 exons. Bases 46 to 669 code for a protein of 207 amino acids. Lineage: Eukaryota; Metazoa; Priapulida; Priapulimorpha; Priapulimorphida; Priapulidae. Gene Ontology annotation, cellular component: membrane; neuron projection; synapse. Gene Ontology annotation, molecular function: neurotransmitter receptor activity; chloride channel activity; transmembrane signaling receptor activity.
UGUCUGAAAGUGCAGUUUACAUUCCGUCGUCACCUUGGUUACCACAUGUCUCAGAGCUUCAUACCCUGUGCGCUGCUCGUCAUCUGCUCAUGGUUGUCCUUCUGGCUUCACCCUGACGCGACCCCGGCGCGAGUUGGACUCGGCGUCACCACGUUUCUCACCAUCUACACGCAAGCGUCGGGCGUGCGUUACUCGCUGCCGCCGGUCUCCUACACUAAAGCCAUCGACAUCUGGUUCAACGUGUGCACGGUGUUCAUCUUUCUCUCUCUAGUCGAGUUCGCGAUGGUUAACUACUGCGCAAGACAUCACAAGCCGAGCAGAAACGGACGAGUUAGUGACAGCGAACUCCAUCCCAAACAACAAGAGACGUCGCUCGACCAGGACGGAAGUGGAGGCGACGGACAGAUCAUCGUCGUCAGGGAAAACAACGAAGUCGUCGACCGACACGAGACGUUGGAGCGACAAUCGCCGACGUCGCGGAAGACGACGAAGCGGUCGUUGCACACGACAGUCGUCGGUAUUGUUCCGCAGGGCAAGCGGAAAGCGAAAACGAUCGACGUCGCCUCGCGAGUUCUCUUCCCCGUCUCAUUUGUCGUGUUCCUCGUCGUCUACUUCUUGUUCUAUUACAGCAAGUACACUCUGUUCCUCAUUGACCUCGCUGCUGGCUAG